CAGGCAUUAGAAUGAUGUCUUCAGAUUCAGGUCUUCUUCACCCCGAAAAUCCCAUCAUUGUUGGAUUUGGCGGGGCUUGUGUCGAUUUUCUGGCUGUAGUGGCAUCUUUUCCCAAGCCUGACGCCAAGAUAAGAAGCACUGAACUCAAGGUCCAAGGUGGUGGAAAUGCUGCAAAUGCUUUGACAUGUGCUGCUCGUUUGGGAUUAAAGCCAAGAAUAAUUUCUAAGGUUGCGAAUGACGGUCCAGGUAAGGCUGUGCUGGAUGAGCUAGAAGCUGAUGGGGUGGAUACCUCUUUUUUUGUGGUCUCAAAGGAAGGGACUACACCAUUUAGCUACAUUAUUGUUGACAGCCAAACGAAAACAAGGACUUGUAUAUUCACUGAAGGAUAUCCUCCAUUAGUCUCAGAAGAUCUUCCACGAGCCAAUUUGUUAUCUGCACUGAAUGGAGCAAGAGUGGUCUAUUUUGAUGCAAGGAUGCCUGAAACUGCUCUUGUCAUUGCUCAAGAGGCAUUUCGCCAGAAUAUAUCUAUCUUAAUUGAUGCUGAAAGGCCUAGGGAAGGAUUGAAUGACCUACUGGAAUUGGCUGAUUGUGUUGUAUGUUCAGAAAAAUUUCCACAGGCCUGGACAGAGGCAUCAUCUAUUCCAAGAGCACUAGUUUCAAUUAUUUUAAGACUUCCAAGACUUAAAUUUGUGAUUGCAACUUUGGGAAAAGAUGGCUGCAUAAUGCUUGAGAAGUGUGAGGAUGAUGCAGAGGGUUCUCACUUAGAAGAAAUCGAUGUAGACAGCUGUUUGAUCUCAUUAACAAAGAGAAAGGACAAUAGCACAGUCAUGCCAACCUGCAUAUCCUCGUCUGUUACAAAAUUUAGAGCUGACGGGAUAGGAUGUGUGUGUGGGAGAUUAUAUUUUGGGACAGCUGAAAAGAUUCCACCAUCAGAGCUUAUUGAUACAACUGGUGCUGGGGAUGCCUUUGUUGGAGCUGUUUUAUAUGCAAUCUGUGCCAACUUGUCACCAGAGAAAAUGUUGCCAUUUGCUUCUUUUGUGGCAGCUACUAAGUGUAGAGCUCUUGGUGCUCGUAGUGGUCUUCCAUACCGCACUGAUCCACGCCUAGCAUCCUUCACAAACUAGAUUCAGCCUAAUAUACAUGAUGAAAUAAGGGUCAGCACACAAAUUGUGCUCUUGUAUUCUAGUUUUAAAUUUAUCAUUUAGCUCAAAUGUUUGUAAUUUUAUCUUAUGUUUUUAGUUGUUAUUUUGUACAUUAAAUCUUUUCUAAUUCUAGUGUGUUGUCCUGUAAUGAUUUUUCUAACACUGUGUCUAAUGAUAUACAGUAAAAAAAUUAAUAAAUAAGAAAUUUUUAUU
Messenger RNA from Abrus precatorius (Indian licorice), 1355 nucleotides. Its product is annotated as ribokinase-like. The coding region runs from base 12 to 1124 and encodes 370 amino acids. The record is from RefSeq and is a predicted model, not a curated record. Lineage: Eukaryota; Viridiplantae; Streptophyta; Magnoliopsida; Fabales; Fabaceae. Gene Ontology annotation, molecular function: kinase activity. The transcript has 12 exons.